Molecule: messenger RNA, 4720 nt
Organism: Cyclopterus lumpus (lumpfish)
Lineage: Eukaryota; Metazoa; Chordata; Actinopteri; Perciformes; Cyclopteridae
Gene: cc2d1b
Product: coiled-coil and C2 domain containing 1B
Exons: 26
Coding region: 156-2744 (862 amino acids)
Biological process (GO): regulation of transcription by RNA polymerase II
Cellular component (GO): nucleus
Molecular function (GO): RNA polymerase II cis-regulatory region sequence-specific DNA binding; DNA-binding transcription repressor activity, RNA polymerase II-specific
Source: RefSeq, a predicted model, not a curated record
CCUCGCGUUGCGCAUGCGUACUCAAACAAAUCAUGUCAAACCCCAGAAACAAAACUGUUCCUCUGAAAACAACCUGACGAUGUGCUGAACGAGCAGUUUGGGAUCGCUUGAGUGUCACUUAGGUUUGUGAAACAGCAAGCAACAACAGCAACAACAUGUUUGGUAAAAAGAAGAGAGCGCCACAGCCCAGAGGCCAGGGCGCUGCUGCAGCCAAGCAGAUGGGUCUGUUUGUAGACCUGGACCCCGAGGAGAUGAUGAUGGGUAUGGAGGGGAGUGUGGAUGACCCAGACUUGGAGGCUGAACUGGCCGCUAUUACUGGGAAUAAAGCUGCAGCUGGAGGAAGAGCCAAGCAGAAGGGGAAAAGCUCGCUGCACAUGGAAGACAUCGCAAGAAUGGCCGACGAGUGUAUGAAAGAUGAGGAUGAGGAUGAAGAUGAAGAUGACAGUAACCUGGAAGACGACGAAGAUCUAUUGGCGGAGCUACUGGAAGUGGUGGGUGAGGAGGACGAUGAGGAUGUUGUACCCGUUUCCUCUACAUCCUCUGCCACUGCUUCUCAAGCUGAAACGACAGAGCUGACGCAGCAGCAGGACGUAAAGGUCCCCUCCGCAGCGCCGGGCAGCCUCCAAUACACCCUGGAGGAGAGAGUUUUCAUGUACAAGGCGGCUUUGCAACACGCCAAAACUGCAGGGGAGACCUCCAAAGUCCGGAGAUGCGAUCGCGGCCUGAAGACUCUGGAGUCGAUGUUGGCAGGUAUUAAAAAAGGGAGACCCGUGAAUGAGGCAGAGAUCCCUCCCCCUGUUGCCACGGGAGCCCAGAGUGCCGCCUCUCAGCCUGCUGUUCCCCAUCGACCAGCUCCCCCUGAACCCACAUCUUCAGAUCAGCAGGGCGAGUCAGAGGCCACGCCCGCUGUACCGGAGAUCCUCACCCCCAGCAGUGAAGAGGAGCACUCGUCUUCUGCCACCCUGCCCCCUCUGAGCACCGUCCCAUCUCCAGAGGAGCAGACCAGUCCAACAGAUGCCACAGCGAACGAGUUGACCAAGACGUUGCUUUUGGAGAGGCAGAAAGAAUACAAGAUGGCAGCUCUGAGAGCCAAGAAGCAGGGAGAUGUGGAGCAAGCCAGGCUCCACUUCAUGACCAGCAAGAAAUUCGAUGCGGUGGUUGAGGCGUUGGAAAAAGGACAAGCAGUCGACCUGGAUGGCCUUCCUCCAUCUCCCCAGGGAGGAGGCUCUGCUCCAGUGAUGGAACCUCCCUCAAGACCAAACAUAGUUGUCACGCAACUGGUUACAGCAGCUCCAGCCGCUGCACCCACAGUAGCCCCUUCAGCUCCCAAAGACGUGCUGGAGGCUCUGGAGCAGAGACGAGCCAAGUAUGUAGAGGCGUCCAAUCAGGCCAAAGCCAGCGGAGACGACCGCAAAGCUCGGAUGCACGACCGAAUCGCCAAGCAAUACCAGAGUGCCAUCCGAGCUCACAAAGCAGGAAAAGCGGUCAACUUUGAGGAGCUGCCAGUUCCCCAUGGUUUUCCUCCAAUCCCGGGCCAGAAGGCGACGGGGGCGGAGCAGGGAUUCAUUGCUGCUCUUGAGGCAGCAGAUAAGCUUUCCUCCACUGAUGAUGCUGAAAUGGGGAAUGAAGGAGAAGACGAGGAGGAAGAGUCCAAGCCUGCAGCUCCAGAAGAGCCAAAGAAACCCAUGCAAGGAAGGAAAAGGACUCCGUCAGCUUCGCCUGACAGAACCGCCACCAUGGAAGGACUUUCAUCAUCAGCGGCUCAGCAGCUUGAGUUUCUGGAGGGCCGGAAGAAGCAGUACAUGAAGGCGGCUCUGCAGGCAAAGCAGAAAAACGACAUGGAUCAGGCCAAGAUCUUCCUCCGCACCGCCAAGGGCUUCGAACCCAUGAUCGAGGCCGCACGCGGCGGCAGGAGUGUGGACAUUAGCGCGGUGCCGUCGCCCCCUGGUGACGAAGACGAGGACUUCAUCCUGGUUCAUCACAGCGACGUGCAGAUCUCAGAGAAGGCAGAGCAGCUUUACACACAACUGGCCAAGAUCCUUAAAGAGCAGUACGAGAAAUGUUUGACUCACUCCAAGCAGUUCACGCACCUGGGGAACGUCACCGAAACAACAAGGUUUGAGAAGAUAGCAGAUAGUUGUAAAAAGAGUCUGGAGGUCCUGAAGCUGGCUCAGUCCAGAGGUCUGCCUCCCCCUAAACAUCACUUUGAGGAGAGAUCAUUUCACACUGUCAGGAUAUUCCCAGACCUGAGCAGCACCGACCUGGUUGUCAUCAUCGUCAAAGGGAUGAAUCUUCCUGCUCCUAGUGGAAUUCAAACAAAUGAUCUGGAUGCAUUCGUGAAGUUUGACUUCCCGUACCCCAGCGCGGAGCAGCCGCAGAAACACAAAACAGCCGUCAUCAAGAACACCAACUCCCCGGAAUUCAACCAGAGCUUCAACCUGUCAAUCAAUCGAAACCACCGCGGCUUCAAGAGGGUGGUGACGUCGAAAGGCCUCAAGCUGGAGCUGCUGCACAAAGGUGGUUUCCUGCGGAGCGACAAGCCGAUCGGGACGGCCCUCGUGAAGCUGGAAAAACUGGAGUCGCAGAGUGAAAUCAGGGAGAUUGUAGAGGUGAUGGACGGUCGUAAAGCCACAGGUGGUCGUGUGGAAGUUAAGAUCCGACUUCGGGAGCCUCUGAGCGGACAAGACAUGCAGAAGAACACCGAGCGCUGGCUGGUGAUCGACCAAUCGCAGGUUCUCGUUUAGCUGCUGCUGCAGAAUUAAAAAUGAUUCAUAAGAUGAAGAUUAAAGGCGCUCAAUCACAAACAUUUGAGGACGGCGUUUGUGAGGUGAUGAGGACAGUCGGUUGUUCAGUCGACUCCGACCUACGCAGGUCUUUGACUUAAAACUUUUGCGAGACACAAGAGCUCCUUUCACACUGCAGUCCACCAGGAGGAGACAUGGAGCUGACGCCAGCUGAUGGACAAUCACUCCUUGUCUGAAUGGUCUCAUCCCGGUGAUGCAUCAGGGCCGACUAGCGGGGAACAAUGUGAAGUCUCCUUACAUCAGAUAAAACUAUUCAGUCUCCAUGAGCAUCACUCAUCUCCUGGAGGACAACAGGCAGCGUGUUCUCUGCUAAAAGGCUAAGUGUCAAGCUAACCUGCUGCGCGACAUGACUUAAUUUAAUAUAUCAAAGAAUGUGUACAUAUUCCUCAUUAUUACAGCUCUGGUAUCUAGAACUGCAUAUAUGCACUAAUACCAAAGGAAUCACUGUUGCUGUAAAAUCCUGCAUAUUUGAAAUUGCCUCUUAGUUGCCAAACCUGUUACGAUGACACAAGAGUUUGUGUGAUGGGACUAUUUUGACUAUUUCCCACACAUUUCAUCUGAUUUUCAGUGGGAGAACACAGGCAGAAACUCUUAGAUGUUUUUAAGGUGUAAGCCAAGAAAUUAUGAUGCUACACAAGGUCCCAUUAUAUAAUUAUAUUGAAUGCCACACUUUUUUUGUCACCUUUCACCUUGAUUCGUAAGUCCUCUGACAGUGGUCACUAAACUGCACUCUCACUUAUGUCUGGUUUUAGCGAUGUUAGAUUUGUUUAUUUUGUUUACACUUAAUAUGUCAAAUCUGUGCAGAAUCACAACUGCUGAGUUUAGCUCAUCUUUACCUGUUAAUGUCUCAAGGAACACAUCCAUUAUUUAAUAAACUUUGAUAGUAUAUUGUACAUAUUUGACGUAAGGAAUAGUUUGACCUUUUGGGAAAUGCGCUUAUUUAUUUUCUUGGGGAGUUAGAUGAUGAAAUUGAUACCAUGUAUACAUAAAUAAACAUCUAAAGCUCACUAUUUAACAGGAGUCCAAUAAGUGCGCUUCAGAGGUGCUGGGUGGUGUAUUAGAUUCAAGUUUGGACUCAGCCGUUUCCCUCCGCUUCCAGCCUUUAUGCUAAGCUAAGCUAAGCGCCUCCUGACUUGCGCCGUAUUUACACACACACACACACACACACACACGGUAUCAAUCUUCUCACUAAACUCGUGUCGAGUGCAUUUCCCAAAAUGAGUAAAACCACUUUUUACAACUAUGCAACAGACUGAAUCUUGAGGUGCAUCACUUUCUCUUUUAAAGGGCCAGUUCACCCAAAUUAUAGGAAGGCUUUCUAUUUUCUUAUCUGCUGCAAUUUCAACCAAUAUAUAGAAUUCAUUUUGUGCUGCAGUUUGAAAAAUAACUGAAAACGAUGAUGAGAUUGAAAGUUGAUUUUUGACCUUUAGAAAAAGUUUAAGGACAACAAUGAAUUUACAAUCUCAACUCAACAUGAGUUUGGACUCAUGGUUUAAUGCACUUAUUGUAAGUCGCUUUGGAUAAAAGCAUCAGCUAAAUGACAUGUAAUGUAAUGUAACUCGAAGCUAUCAAUGAACAUUACGUCUUUAAAAGUGAACAUCAACCGAUCUGAUGAAAAAGAAAAACCCCCGAACAGCUCGUAGAUGGACCUUAUGGUGAAAACUGUUUGGGUUAUAAAGAGUAACCAGAACAUUGUUUUUGAAAACACGGUUCUCAUUUAGAGUGAACUGACCCUUCACUGCAGCAUUGUAAUAAAUGCUGCAUCAGAAGCCAUAACAAACACACUGAGCAAAAAAUUAAUAACAUUUUCAACAGGUUUACCUCAAAAUUGUCUACAACAUUAUUUUGUGAGGAUACUGUGGUCAACAUUUGUUUGUCCUUGUUGGGAUCAAUAAACACAUCAUGGAUCAAUGCAA